GGACGUGCUGCCGGCCUGGGCCCGCGGGCGCCGUGGCGGCGAGAUGGUGGAGGCCUGGUACAUGGACGAGUCCCAGGAGGACCAGCGGGCGCCGCACCGGCAGCGGCCCAACCGCGCCGUCAGCCUAGAGCAGCUGCGCCGCCUCGGCGUGGUGUACCGCAGGUUGGAUGCUGAUAACUAUGAGACUGAUCCAUGCCUGAAAGAGAUUCGGAGAGCAGAAAAUUAUUCUUGGAUGGAUAUAGUGACCAUACAUAAAAACAAGCUGCCAAACUAUGAGGAAAAGAUAAAAACAUUUUAUGAAGAACAUUUACACCUCGAUGAUGAAAUUCGCUACAUCUUGGAGGGAUCUGGCUAUUUUGAUGUUCGAGACAAGGAUGACAAAUGGAUUCGGAUUUCCAUGGAAAAAGGAGACAUGAUAACACUUCCUGCUGGCAUAUAUCACCGAUUUACACUGGAUGAGAACAAUUACGUGAAGGCAAUGAGGCUGUUUGUUGGAGAACCCGUCUGGACUGCAUACAACAGGCCGGCUGAUGAUCUUCCUGCUCGGAAACAGUAUAUGAAGUUUUUGGCUGAAGAAGCACAUAAUGGUGUCUGAAACCUGACAGGUGGAACAUCCUGAAGCCAGAAUCAUCUCUCAGAAUAAAUAUGCCUUGUUGUUUUUCACUGAUUAAACUUGUAUUUACACAGGAAAUUGGAAUCACAGAAUCAUAGAAAAAUUUAGAUUGAAAGGUCAUUUGGAGGUCAUUUAAUCCAACUCUGUGAAUUACUAUGCCAGUUUUAAAGCUAGACCAAGUUGCUCAAGACUCAGAAUUUUGGAAGCCUCUGGUGGUGGAGGUCCCACAGCCUCUCUGGGUGCUGGUUCCAGCACUUAGCUGCUCUCAUGGCCAAGCAUUUGUCCUUCAUGGCCGACUCCGUGGUUGCAGUUGUUGUUUACUUUCCUUUCACUGCAUGUCUGAGAGAGUCUGGCUCUGUCUUCUUCACAGUCCCUGCUCUAGUAGGAAACUGUAGUUGGGUCUCCCCUGAGCCUCUUCCUCUCCAGGCCGCACAAACCAGUGCCCUUGGCUGGGCUCCCUUCUGUUAAAUAAGAUGUUCAACAUGUUUUCCUCUAGUUCUGGUGACUGAGGGAUGUCACUUGGAACUACCUGAUAGUUAAACUUCAACCACAGACUGUUCUGAGAUCAGUCGACCUGAGGUUCUUCAUCCACCCAGUAGUUUGUAUCCUCAGUGAGGCUACAAGGCUGCUCUGGGACACACCACUGAAAGCCUUACUGGAGUCAGGCUGAAUGGCACCUGUGGUGUCCCCUCUGUCCCAGAGCCACUGCCCCGGCAGUAGGUGUCAAGCAGAACGUGCCCUUGAUGAAUUGGCAUUGACUGGUUGCUCCCCUUCACCUGGUAUUUCUUGUGCUUGGAACACCUUCCAUAGUGGCUUAUUCUUUAACAUUCCUGGGGACUGAAGCAGGGCUGAGCAGCCUCCAGUUCCCUAGAUCUUCUUUUGUGCCUUUUUGAAGGUGGCAGUAUUAUUUACCUUUUUCUGCCCAAAAAGGUUUUCCUGAUCUCUGUGACCUUUCAAAGAUGCCGGCAGCCUUGCUGUGACAUCAGCUAGUUGCAUUUAUAGUUGCUCAGGAAUCCAUUUUCUAACCGUUUUUUCCUUGGUAUUUCUGGCAGGUAGAAUUGCAAGAGGUGGGCUACAUUAAUAUUCAUUUUGUUCAGAAUCUAUGCUAAUGAACUAUGUAGGAUUCUGGUUUUAAUUAAAAUAAACCCUCUUUCAUUCUUGUCUAACAAUGUUCAUAAGAUAAAUUUGUAUAAUCGAAAUUUUGGUAUGUAGGUUUCCAAGUUCUGCCUUGGUACAUAAAGCUGUGGUUUUCUCAGUAAAAUGUAGCAAUUUGUUCUUGUGAGUUAUUAAUAAAAUUACUUUGACCUA
Molecule: messenger RNA, 1921 nt
Organism: Hirundo rustica (Barn swallow)
Lineage: Eukaryota; Metazoa; Chordata; Aves; Passeriformes; Hirundinidae
Gene: ADI1
Product: acireductone dioxygenase 1
Exons: 4
Coding region: 44-595 (183 amino acids)
Molecular function (GO): acireductone dioxygenase [iron(II)-requiring] activity
Source: RefSeq, a predicted model, not a curated record